AUGCGUGCGACUGAGAUCUACCCGGCGAAAGGCCCAGACAUCUCCUUUCAACCACCAACGGAGGAAACGAGCAAGGUGGGCGACGGAGAGCGCAUCGUACAGGAUGAAGAGGCGCAAAAUCUCCGCCGUGGGUUGGAACAACGGCAUACGCAGAUGAUUGCCAUUGCGGGUGCCAUUGGAACUGGGCUCUUUCUUGGACUGGGCAGCUCAAUUGCCUCUGGAGGACCACUGGGUGCGCUGCUCGGGUACAUGCUGGUUGGUGUAAUUGUCUGUGCGAUCCAGAUCGCACUCGGGGAGGUUUCGGCCUUGAUGCCUGUGACCGGAUCAUUUGUGCGACAUGUUGAACUCUUGGUGGACCCCGGUCUGGGGUUUGCGAUCGGGUGGAAUGUGGUCUAUGGCUGCUUCAUGUCGGUGCCCAGCGAGAUCUCGGCCGCCGUCGUGCUGAUCCAGUACUGGACGGAGCUGAACACGGCCAUUUGGGUGACCAUCCUGAUCAUUUUAUCUGCCGUGGUAGCCCUGCUCUUCAUCCGGGUCUACGGUGAGCUCGAGUUCUGCUUCGCCAUUCUGAAAAUUCUCCUCAUCAUCGGCAUUGUCAUCAUGGGGCUAGUCAUCGACCUCGGUGGCGUGGCUGGCACCCCUCGUUUGGGGUUUCAUUACUGGAAGGAUCCCGGUCCCUUCUCCGAAUACCUUGCCUCUGGGGCAUGGGGCCGCUUUCUGGGCUUCUGGGCGGUUCUGACGACAGCCGUGUACAGCUUUUCCGGCGUGGAAAGUCUGACCAUGGCAGCGGCCGAGAUGCAAAAUCCGCGGCGCAACAUCCCACGGGCCUGCAAGCGCGUCUUUGCCCGCGUUACCAUCUUCUAUAUCAUUGCCGUCCUGAUCGUGGGCAUGCUGGUUCCCAGCACCGACCCACGCUUGAACGAUUACUCCGGUACGGCAGCCACCAGCCCCUUUGUGAUUGCUGCAGCCGAUGCUGGCAUCAAAGUUGUACCAUCGAUCAUCAACGCGAUCGUCCUCACCUCUGCCUGGUCCUCGUCAAACCAGAGCAUUCUGUCGGGCACGCGCACACUAUAUGGCCUCGCGUUGAAGGGCCACGCGCCCAAGGUCUUUCUCCGGACGACGCGUCACGGUGUACCAUACAUGUGCGCCGCGCUGCAGAUCGCCGUAUCGUGUCUGGCGUACUUGAGCUGCUCCAACAGCGCAUAUACGGUCUUCAACUGGUUGUUGGACCUCACGUCGGCGGGAGUAUUGGUCUCGUGGAUCACCAUCGCGUUGAACCACAUCCGUUUGAUCCAGGGAUGUCGAGCGCAGGGGAUUGCGACCGAGGCGCUACCGUGGCAUAACUGGUGGUCGUACUAUAGCUCGUGGUUUGCCCUCGUGUCGUGCAUCAUCAUUCUCUUCACCGGUGGCUUCACCGUGUUCACCAAGGGGAAUUGGGAUCCCGCAUCGUUCGUGUCUUCUUAUUUGGAUAUCCCCCUUGUGUUGGCAUUCUACCUUGGAUACAAGUUUUGGAAGAAGACGAGACUGAUCCCCGUACAAGAGAUCCCCCUUCAACAAGCGCUCCAGGAAGUGCGAGAUGAUGUAGAGGAUGAGCCUGUGCGGACCAGCAAAUGGUCCAAGUUCAAUAUCCUCUGGGGAUAG
This is a messenger RNA of Aspergillus brunneoviolaceus CBS 621.78, 1638 nucleotides long. RefSeq names its product amino acid transporter. The record is from RefSeq and is a predicted model, not a curated record. The transcript has 4 exons. The coding region runs from base 1 to 1638 and encodes 545 amino acids. Lineage: Eukaryota; Fungi; Ascomycota; Eurotiomycetes; Eurotiales; Aspergillaceae. Gene Ontology annotation, molecular function: amino acid transmembrane transporter activity. Gene Ontology annotation, cellular component: membrane. Gene Ontology annotation, biological process: amino acid transmembrane transport.